UGCUGUGUCUGCCACCAUAGCUCAUCAACACCGUCGUGUACGUCGUGUGACGAAUAUGGGAACGCUGUCAAAUGGUCUGGGAGGAUAUCAUGUCGCUAAAGUGGAAGGUCUAUGGUCGGAUAGUGACGCAGGUCACAGAUAACUCGUGUAUCUUAACGCCGGUGGCUCCUGGGCUUCCGUUAGCACGUGACGCGUGAGGCACUGCACAGCGGUAUACGUGUUUUAAGUAAACACAACGGAAUGAUCGCAAGUCCGGCUUUCCGCCAUUGAUAAAGGUAACGCACACUGUCCUCUAACUGGCUUGUUGGUGCGUAACGUGCUGAGCGAUAGAAGGACGAGAUUCAAAAACGCACCAGGACCUCGCGUUUGACCUCCAGCGGGUGCCGUGCAUCACACCAUGUUGGUGACGGCAUAUCUUGCCAUCAUCGUCCUGCUCGCCCUGUGUGUUGGCCUCGAGCUCACAGCACGCCGCCUCGUCCCACCGCAGUCGACUCCGACUGCUGCGGCCAACCCGGCUUUCCGUCGCUUCCAGAGUACAUUCCUCCGCGCAUACCUGUUGGCGUUGUGGGCGGACUGGCUCCAGGGCCCUUACCUCUACAAACUCUACCGUCACUACAGCUUCCUGGAAUCCCAAAUAGCCAUCUUAUAUGUGUGUGGCCUGGCCUCCUGCAUUCUGUUUGCUCCCUUUUCAGGCUGGCUCUCUCAAGUCUUGGGUCGCAGACGCACGUGUCUCCUGUUCUGCCUGUCCUACUCUGCUUGUUGUCUCACCAAGCUGUCCACAGACUACUUUGUUUUGAUUUUGGGUCGGAUCCUGGGGGGUCUGUCCACAUCCCUGCUCACCACCACAUUUGAAGCCUGGUAUGUGCACCGUCAUGUAGACAUCCACGAUUUCCCCAAGGAGUGGAUCCCCAGUACCUUCACCAAAGCGGCCACCUGGAACCACGGGCUCGCUGUGGGCGCCGGGCUGGUGGCUAACCUGCUGGCUGAAUGGCUCCAUCUGGGGCCGGUGGCUCCGUUUCUCCUGGCGGUGCCCUGCUUGGUGUGCUGUGGCUGGGUGGUGCUCACCGACUGGGGCAAGGAAGAGGCUGACGACGGCGCUAAAGGGGACGAACAAAAGCUGCCUUUUGGCACUCCGAGUGGAGGAGUGAGCCGCUUGUCUGCAAGGGCCCGUUUCUCACGCAGCUGCCAGGAUGGGUUGCGCUGUCUGCUGUCGGACAGGAGAGUUAUGCUCCUAGGUGGAGUGCAGGCCCUGUUUGAAAGUGUCCUUUAUAUUUUUGUUUUCCUGUGGACCCCGGUGUUGGACCCUCAUGGGCCUCCUUUGGGGAUCGUGUUCUCUUGCCUGAUGGCUGCCAGCAUGGCCGGCUCCUUGUUGUACCGCAUAGCCACCUCCACACGCUAUCAUCUCCAGCCUGGCCAUGUUCUCUGCCUGGCUGUGCUGAUGGCCUUCUUCUCCCUCUUCAUGCUGACCUUCUCCACUGCCCCAGGCCAACCUCGACCUCAUGAAUCCUUUCUGGCCUUCCUGCUGCUGGAGCUGGCCUGUGGGCUCUAUUUCCCUGCAGUCAGCUUUCUCCAGGGCAGGGUGAUCCCGGAGGAGAAGCGGGCGAGUGUGCUGGCCUGGUUCAGACUGCCUCUGCACCUGCUGGCCUGCCUCGGGCUGCUGGCGCUUCAUGGGGAGAUAUCAGGAACGGGUGGCGGGGAGGAAGGCAACGGCACCAGACGCAUGUUUGGAGGAUGUGCCGUGAUGAUGCUGGCGGCUUUGAUGGCCGUCGUCAGUCUGUUUACUUUCGGCAGAGAUGACACCGAGCUGAGGCUGGAGGGAACGAGAGACGAGGGGGAGCUGGACUGAGGACAUAUUCAUUUAUGCUUGACUGGUUUUGAAUGUAACGUGCCUGUUUAGUUUGCCAAAUUCAUCACUGAAGGAAAUCAAAGACCGAGGGGGUGUUGGUAGAUACAUAUUUAGAUCCAUUUUAUUUGUAUAUGUAACUGUUACUUCUCUGUCGUUGUUUUUGUUUUGAGGAGAGACUUUUACUAAUCCUGUCUGCGUGGGGCUGCUUUGGGAACAUAGCCAUAUCGCCCAUCCUUUGUCAAGUGAACGGCUUGAAUGUCCAAAACUCCUGUAUGAAACUAUUCCAGUGAACACAGUAUUGCCUCAUUGUGUGCCCCUUUAGGGAGACGAGGUGCUGUGUUUGACACAAUAUGUUUCAUUUCAUUUGGCAGUAUCCCCAUGAGGAUCAGUACUAGACGUUCCAUUAUUUGUUGUAAAAACACAUGAAAAGAGUUAAAUAUAUAUUUACGAAAUAUGUUAAUGACUAGCAUGCGAGUCAGUUCUUGCAAUACUUCUGUGUGUUUUUUUUUUUACUGCGUCCGUCGUUUUCUUGAAAAGAGAAUUCUACAGUUUGUCUGUUUUACUGCAUUAAUGCUUUUCUGCAUCUUUUGGGAUAUUGCUCAUCUGUGAUCUUUAUACUUUUAAAUAAAAGGGUACAUAUUGUACAUAAUAGUUA
Pseudoliparis swirei is the source of this 2501-nucleotide messenger RNA. RefSeq names its product major facilitator superfamily domain containing 5 (gene slc61a1). The record is from RefSeq and is a predicted model, not a curated record. The coding region runs from base 398 to 1846 and encodes 482 amino acids. Gene Ontology annotation, cellular component: membrane. Gene Ontology annotation, biological process: molybdate ion transport. Lineage: Eukaryota; Metazoa; Chordata; Actinopteri; Perciformes; Liparidae. Gene Ontology annotation, molecular function: molybdate ion transmembrane transporter activity. The transcript has 2 exons.